CUCGCCCUCCGCCUCGGCCUCGGCCUCGCGACGCUCGAUCCGUGCGCGCUAGGUCGCCAUGGCCUCGGACCAAACCCUCCCGGUUCCCGUCCCGGUCGCGCUGCCCCCCGCCGCGCCCAACCCUGACCCGACCGCACCGCUCGCGGACGACCCGACCGCACCGCCCUUCGCCGGGGCGCGCAAGCUCCCCGUCAAGCGCCGCUCCCCGCCGCCGCGGCCGUCCUCGCCGUCCUCCUCCUCACCGGCCUCCGCCGCCGCCGCUGUUGCCAGCGCUGGCAAGCAGCCGCAGCCGCAGCCGCAGUCGCAGCCGCCGUUCAAGUUCCAGCGGAUUUGGUCCGAGUCCGACGAGCUCCGCUUCCUGCAGGGCCUCCUCGGCUGCGGCGCGCAGGGGCUCGUCUUCCCGCGCGACCUCAACGUCUUCUACGACCGCUUCUCCGAGUCCAUGCCCCAGCCCUACAGCCGCUCUCAGCUCUCCGAGAAGCUCCGCCGGCUCAAGAACAAGUUCCGCGGCAUGUCCGCCCGCGUUGGCCGUGGUCUCGACCCCGCCCGCCUCGCGCCGCAUGACCGCGACGUCCUCCACCUGUGCUCCCGCCUCUGGGACACCGCCAACGCGGCCACCUCGCCCUUUGCCGCCGGCGAUGCCUCCUCAGGGAACAAGCGCCGCCGUGCCGCCCCACGCGCCGGCCAGCUAACGCUCCCGGACCCCUCGGGGGACAGCAAUUCCCAUGAUUACAAUGGCGUUAGCUCUGGUACUCCAGGGGCCUUUGAGGAUGGACACGGUGAGGAAAUGAUGUAUCUCGAGCAGGAAAGUGCGCACUUUGGUUAUCAUGGGGAUACCGCUACCGUGGAUGACGGAAGCCUUCAUGGGAUCGUGAAGGAGCAGCCUGACGCUCUCUUUGCUCUCCCCAAUAUUGGGGAUGUUGCGGUUCCUAUUGAGAAUGGGAACGGCAAGGCCGUGGUGCCACACAGCAAUGAGCAUCUCAUGGCAAAUGCUGUGCUUGAUAUGUUUGAGGAGUGCUUAAGAGAGGUGAAGUCCAAUGGCGUUUUCUGCAGUACUAAUGUGAAUGGGAGCGCUGAAGGCAGUGAACUUGCAAAGCGGUGGAGAGCGCAGAGGAUUGAUGAGCUUGAUGUGUUGAGCCGGAGGCUAAGGUUGCUCGUUGAGGAUGCUGCAGCGGCUGGUCGCUAAGUGGAGAUGCUGGUGGUUUGGGUGAUAUGCUUCAACCCUUCAUCCCAUCUGUAUAAAAUCUAGAUUAUUAUGCUAUGCAUUUUCAGUUCCUCACUAAGCUUGAGCCUUUCUUUAGUUAGCUUAUUAUGCCUAUUAUUUAUGCCUAUGUAAAUCUUCUACGGAUAUUGCUGUCUAGUUUAAUCAUUUCAGCAGCAUAAUAUAUAUGGUUCCAGUAUUGUUAUCAUUAUGGAAAACUAGUUCAUGUAGCCUCAUACAUUCACCUUCUACUGCUUUCAUCAGAAACUGUCGCAAACUGUUACUUAAUAAGCUGCGAAAUAACAGUUCUGUUUCCUUAUC
Molecule: messenger RNA, 1522 nt
Organism: Oryza brachyantha (malo sina)
Lineage: Eukaryota; Viridiplantae; Streptophyta; Magnoliopsida; Poales; Poaceae
Exons: 1
Coding region: 59-1186 (375 amino acids)
Biological process (GO): regulation of DNA-templated transcription
Cellular component (GO): nucleus
Source: RefSeq, a predicted model, not a curated record